AUGUUUCCAACAACACGAUUGCUCCAAGCAUGUCGAAUCACGCUUUUCACAAGAGCUAAUUGUUCACUCUGUACCAACGCCAAAGAUACAUUAUUUAAAGUUCGAGAUACAAGACCAUUUGUAUAUAGAGAGAUUGCUGUUAUGGAAGAUGGACAAAAGCACUGGAAGGAUCUAUACGAAUUUGAUACACCUGUGAUUCACAUUAGCAGGGAGGAUGCUGGGGAGGAACAGUCUGAAUUGGCAUCCAAGGCAAGAAAGCUGAUGCAUAGAUUUACCGAGGAGGAAGUCAAAGCGAAGAUGGAUGAAGUAGAAGGGGAAAACUCUGUCUGA
Molecule: messenger RNA, 330 nt
Organism: Botrytis fragariae
Lineage: Eukaryota; Fungi; Ascomycota; Leotiomycetes; Helotiales; Sclerotiniaceae
Product: putative glutaredoxin-like protein c5orf63
Exons: 2
Coding region: 1-330 (109 amino acids)
Source: RefSeq, a predicted model, not a curated record